Rubroshorea leprosula is the source of this 1083-nucleotide messenger RNA. NCBI's taxonomy places the organism in Eukaryota, Viridiplantae, Streptophyta, Magnoliopsida, Malvales, Dipterocarpaceae. The record is from the annotation of a GenBank genome assembly.
AAUCUAUUAUUAUUCCACGACUUGGAACUACCAGAGAAGUUCUCUUGUUCUUCUGCUCACUUUCUCGUAUUCUUCUUCUAAUUUUCUUGGUUUGAUGAUUAUAAAUACACUUGCCAUUAGAAGAACCAGAUCAUCAGCAAAACAGACUACAACAUUGCUCGUCCCACAAAUCAAAAUUAGCAUCCAUGGCUGUGAGUAGAAGAAUUCAGGUCGAAUCCAGAAACGGAAUUGGGUUUUCUCGAUCCACACGGCCAAGGAAGCAAAAAGAAUUGAGAAUAAACAUGAAGCGAUUGAAAGUGGAGAUGGCGGAGAUCAGUAUAGAUCAGAAACGGAUUAGAAAAGACCAAACAGAAAUACGAGGGAGGUUGGAACAAAUUAAAGAGCAAUGCGCCAGGUUGAGAGAGGAAACGGAGGUGAUUGCGAAGCAGAAAGCUCGGAGUCAGCUUCUGCUCGCUCUUGUAUUCAAAAUCCUCAAGGCUCGUGAAGCAGGGGACUUCGCCACUGCAGUCAGUCUCACUCGGGCCCUCAGGGAGGUGAUUCAGAAGCGGGGAACAAAUAAAGUCUGAUAUUUGUGCUAAACAAAAAAUAUAAUAGUAAUUAUAAUAAGGUUUGGGAUUCCCUUUUUUUUUUUUUUUUUUUUAAUAGGGACAAACCAACUGGGUGUGGUGUGAGAGAAAAUGAGCGUUUUGCCAAUAAAUGGUCAGUUAAUCUAUAUAUAAGGUUUUCUCAAGAUUACUGUACUUAAGUGUGAUUGUAUUUUUUUUUCUUAGUAAUGCCUUGUGAUUGUAUGGUGUCGUUGUUCAAAAUUAUAUAAGUGUUGUGAUACUAUUUUAAAGUGUUGUAAAUCUGUAUAAUUGUUAAUGUGUCCGCCCCCAAUGCAGAGUACGCAUUUUUUGUCUUUCUGUUCUUGAUUUCAUGUUUAAGGGUGCUGAUGAAAGGCAAACCUACAUUUCUUAAUUUUUUAAUUCAAGUUUUGUAUAAAACUCCAUUUAUGUCUUCCAUGUUGUAUGGUUUUCCCCUUGAAGCACAAAGGAGAUUAAUUUUAUACCAGUGCAGAAUGUACAAUAUAGAACAUGGUAAUAU